UGGGGUGGGCGUGUCUAUGCCAAUGAGCCGCGGCCAUAUAAGGAGCGUGUGGGCGGGGCCUUGUGCAAAGAGCGCCCAAGUCACGGGACGCCGUCUCCGAGUCACGUGACGCCGAUUCCUCAACUGCUGGAGGUUGUGUCCACGAAGCCGAGCGGCCAGCGACCAGCAGCACAGCAGCCCCCCACGACCCAGCCGUGUCUCCGCCGAGACGUCACCACCAUGCGUCUCGUCAUCCUGGACAACUACGAUGCAGCGAGCCUUUGGGCCGCCAAGUACAUCCGCAACCGCAUACUGCAGUUCCAGCCGGGACCGGGGAGACAUUUCACCCUGGGCCUCCCCACCGGUAGCACUCCGCUGGGCUGCUACCGCCAGCUGAUUGAGUUUGUCAAGUCUGGAGAUCUUUCAUUCAAGCACGUCACCACCUUCAACAUGGACGAGUACGUGGGCCUCCCACGUGACCACCCUGAGAGCUACCACUCGUUUAUGUGGACCCAUUUCUUCAAGGAGGUCGACAUCGACCCAGCUAAUGUCCACAUCCUGGACGGGAACGCCAGUGACCUUGAGAAGGAGUGUGCGAGGUUUGAGCGUGAGAUCACUCUGGCUGGAGGGAUAGAGCUCUUUGUGGGAGGCAUUGGCCCUGAUGGCCACAUCGCCUUCAACGAGCCCGGCUCCAGCCUCGUGUCCCGCACACGCGUCAAGACGCUGGCCCGGGACACCAUCCUGGCCAACGCUCGAUUCUUCGGCGGAGACCUCGACAAAGUGCCCACCAUGGCGCUCACCGUGGGUGUCGGCACCGUCAUGGACGCCAGAGAGGUGAUGAUUCUCAUCACAGGAGCCCACAAGGCACUGGCCCUGUACAAGGCCAUUGAGGACGGAGUGAACCAUAUGUGGACCGUCUCAGCCUUCCAGCAGCAUCCACACUCCACCUUUGUCUGCGAUGAAGAUGCCACGCUUGAGCUUCGCGUCAAGACGGUCAAAUACUUCAAGGGGCUGAUGUACGUUCACAACAAGCUGGUGGACCCCAUGCUGAGCAUCAAAGACUCACAAAGCAAAGUGGUGGAGCCCUCUCAAGGCGUCCACGCUGACUCCUACCUGGAGUGACAACCACCACCACAACAACCACAACUACAACUACAACCACCACCACCACAACUACAACCACAACUACAACCACAACUACAACAACAACAACAACCACAACUACUACCACCACAAUUAC
Petromyzon marinus (sea lamprey) is the source of this 1219-nucleotide messenger RNA. RefSeq names its product glucosamine-6-phosphate deaminase 2-like. Gene Ontology annotation, cellular component: cytoplasm. Gene Ontology annotation, biological process: N-acetylneuraminate catabolic process; N-acetylglucosamine catabolic process; carbohydrate metabolic process. Lineage: Eukaryota; Metazoa; Chordata; Hyperoartia; Petromyzontiformes; Petromyzontidae. The record is from RefSeq and is a predicted model, not a curated record. Gene Ontology annotation, molecular function: glucosamine-6-phosphate deaminase activity; identical protein binding.